CAAGAAAAAUCAGAUAGGCUGGAGUGAAGCCAUCUUGGAUCAGCUGGAUCCGGCUACCAGGUCCACGUUUCCGGUACAGAUGAUGUACCAUAGCGCAUGUGACACUCGUGUCAUAUACUUGUUGCGUCAGCGAGGCUUAGCCCUACUCAGCUACAGAAGCAGAUCACUGAGCUUCACAAUUUGAGGUGGACGAAGCAACAACUACAGUACAUGAACGACUGUUCUUUGUACCUCAAGUCUGUGACAGCAAAGUUGAUUUCCAAAACUGUCUUCGAGGAGCUGCCCAAACAAUCUCAGUUGCCAACAUACCAAUGGUUCCUGCGUGUUUACCAUCAGGAGGUUUUGUCUCGAGCAGAAGAGGUCAAGGCUGCUUUGACAUCCAUCUUUGGUCGAAUUUUAAAGAUGGACUCUACUAAGAAGGUGACCAAGAAGCUGGCAGGUGAAGCUGCUCGGACGGCAGCAUGGUCGACUAACGUUGGCAAUGAACAUGGCCAGGUGCUAAUGAGCGUUAUGACAUCAAUUGAAGGGUGUGGGUUAGACGACAUGGUGAAAGAACGCUAUUCCGAGGCUGAUGUCCUACCACCAAUCCUGCUGUACACAGACUGCGACUGUUGCGGGAAGUCAGCACUGAUCGACAUUUUCAGGACAGCUUGGCCUGACCUUGUGGUGCGAUUAGACGUGUGGCACUUCAUGCGGCGUCUUGCUGUUGGGGUCACAACGGACACCCACAGACUGUACGCGACAUUUAUGGGUCAGCUUUCAGCAGCCAUCUUUUGUUGGGACAAGUCUGACCUGAAUCUUCUCAAAGAAGCUAAAAGGCAGCAGCUUAUACAAGCAAACAUCACGGACCCGUCUGACUCAGAUGUCUCUGUCCGUUUAGACCGUAAGGAGUUGUCCCUGCACUGUCGUCGGAUGACUCGAAGCACAGAGGUCAUCAGGGAGCGUAUCCAGGCUGUCUUGGAGUUGUUCGGUGGUGACUCAGGAAGGGAUACCAUGGGUGUACCACUGUUUCAUGAGCGUAUCUGGGAGCUCUGGAAACAGCAGCAGAAGCAUGUAGAGUGCAUCCAGGACCCUAAAGGUGUACAGCUCUACACUCAGACGGGCACGCUGAAGAAGGGUGGCGUGGUGUUGCCUGUGUAUCGCUGUGCACGAGGAUCUACCUCCUUGGAGUCCUUCCAUCUCCACCUACAGCGAUUCAUUCCUGGAACCAGUGCAAGCGCCAGCAACUUCCAGACUUACCUGCUGGAGGGCCUGAUGCGCUGGAACGCAGACCGGCAGAUUGCUGCGACCAGCACUAAGAAGGAGACUGUAUUGUAUGACUCCAGAUUGAAGACAGCAGCCAACAGACUGAGUCAGGAGCUUUUCAACAAGGAUAUCUUCCCGACAUUCCAGCCACCAAACAAAUACACUGGAGAGCUGAUAGGUAUCGAAUACCUAUACAACCAAACGGGUAAGCCUCUAGGUGCUAAAAACCCUGUAAAUGAGGUGGAGCCUGAUGACAGCCUUCUGGAUGAGGGCUUUGAGGACUCCGCGGCCAUGGAUGAUAAUGAUCCAACCAUCCACAUAGUGGAUUCCUUUCUGCCUGCUUUGAGUCGUGAGAGGGCUCAGCAGAUCAUGCAGCAGAACAGGCCGUCUCAAUCAGAGAUGUCAGCGAAGGAUGUGUAUGGCCAGCAGAUGUACAACGUUCUCGCUAAGCUCAAAGCCAAACCUACCACCAUGAGUGCCUCUUUAGAAACAACAACAGCAGCUUCUAUGACAAGAGCAACAGCAGCUUCUGUUACAACAGCUGCAGCAAGUACUUCAUCAUUAUCUGCCGUAACUACCGCUACAUCAGCGUCGGCUAUCGCUGGCAGUUCCCAACGUGUUGAGGAUAAAGCUGAGGACUCUAUUGGACCAGACAGAGUUGCAGGUUAUGGUCAUGUGAUGGACCUGGCUGAGUAUUUGUUUCAUUUAAAAGACAAGGAAAGUAAGGCCAUCACCAACGCAGAAGCUGACCACAUCGUGAAACUGUGGUGUAAAAUGUCCCCUUACGACCAGUCGCCGUCAAAAUAUAAGGACCGACAUCAGACCCAGCUGAUCAAGGGACGCUUCAAGGCAACAAAGACAACCCGGAUACAGCUGGUUCCUGGAGUCCAGAGUGUCAGAAGAUGUGCUUUAGCCCCACACCUUGGCCCAGCCACCUGGCCUGACUGUAACAGGUAUCAGGAAGCCUUGCUGGUCAAGUUGUGCGCAGCCUUUCCGGGUUCAACCACCAAAGAUGGCGUUCAACAGGCGCGGUGGCGGACAGUACUGGAGAAGUACAACCUAAUAAGAGAGAUGGUCUUCAACAGUCAGCGCGUGAUACAGAAUACACGCAUUCAGCUGUCUGAUAUAAACCAGCGCACCUUGACUGCUUGGUUCAGUGCUCGUGGAAAGCGCAGAGAAAGAACCUUGCUGGAACAGGGACUUGCCCUUCAGUCAGUUCCACUGGUAGCGCCUGAAUCACUGCCAGCGCCCCUUAAAAGGCCAGUUUCCUUGGAAAUGGGAACCACUGAACCACACAAGUUCCCCAUCCAGAUCACCACGAAAGGCUCCCUCAUUCAUCAAGUGCGCAGAAGAAUUCUGCCACUAGAUGAGGUAAACCAUGAAGUGCCGGUGCCCAUAGCACCAGCCCCAUUUGUGCGUUUUGUGACUGCUCCCGCCCCUGACCUGGCACUGACUUCGUCGAUUUCAGCCCCAGCCGAAUCUUACCUGCCAUACUCUACAAAGCAUUACAGGAAGAGGAAGCUGGAGGCUGAGCAGGCAGGGGAGUUCCGGAGACAGUACCACAAGAAACUGCCCUACCACAGCUGCAACAAAUGUUUUGAGGACAGGAUUACGGGUGGGCACAAACAGUACUAUGGAAAUUGGUGGUGCCCCUUCAAGUCAUCAGAGUCUUAUGAAGAGUGGAUAGAUGCUCUUAAGCUGAAGGGCUAUGGAAAGAAGAAACCAAAUGAAAAAAGUUAAACAUUAAUAGCUGGACAUUCAUCAUUCACACUUAAACAAUAUCUGGAUAUAAUAGCAUUUUCUGACACUGUGCUUUUGGGCUUAUACAACAACAGUAUUAACAUUUACUUUAACGACAACAGAAUUAAUAUCAACUUUAGUAACAAUUAAACAAAUCUUAAUGCUGCCUAGCUUUUAUUGAGAAUUACACAGUGGUUUAUUCAUUUGUGUUUUGCAUAUAUAAAAGCUAGAAGGUCCCAAGCCAUUAUGGUACAUGUCACAAGUAAAGUGACAUCUGCCUUGAAAAGCAGAGGGAGAACGAAUUGUGUUUUUUAAAGCUUCGAAUAAUGUAUUUACACAUUUGAUGUUUCUUUACUUUUGGAAAUAGUUAAUUUAUAUGACAUUUAUAAUUGCAACCAAUAUUGCUGUUAACGGGAACUUCCUUAUAGUGUAAGCAAACACACCUUUUCGCGUGAAGAGGAAAUCCAGGUUCAAAUCCUGGUGGGGAUCCCAAAUAAGCAGCAACUCUUUUAAUGUAAAUAAUGCACAGAAUAUUAUUUGUUUUCAUAGUGAAUGGAUUUUAAUAUUUAUAUUAAAAUUGAUACCAA
This is a messenger RNA of Dreissena polymorpha, 3572 nucleotides long. RefSeq lists its product as uncharacterized. The record is from RefSeq and is a predicted model, not a curated record. Lineage: Eukaryota; Metazoa; Mollusca; Bivalvia; Myida; Dreissenidae. The transcript has 9 exons. The coding region runs from base 211 to 2985 and encodes 924 amino acids.